GCUGCUCGUCCUAGCCUGGCGGGGGCGGGGGUCUGGAGGAUGGGGACGCGCGGAACAACGGGCCGGUGAGGAGCAGCCGCCGCCGUCUGUGCCGUCGCUUCGGCAGCCGCCGCGGUAGUCGCCUCGGGCAGCGCUGCUCGCUCUCGUGCUGUCACCUCCGGUCCCGACAUCCCGCCAGGAGGAGGCUGAGACCGAAGCGAGGCCAGUGGCUGGGGGUCCGGCCCCGCAGCAAAGCGGGCGGCGGCAGUGACAGCACAGAACACCCUCACUCUCGGCAGCCGCAGCCACGAUGAACCGGGGCGGCAGCAGCCCGUCGGCCGCCGCCAACUACCUGGUCUGUACCAACUGCCGGAAAGUGCUGCGGAAGGAUAAAAGAAUCAGAGUAUCUCAACCUUUGACCAGAGGACCAAGUGCCUUUAUUCCAGAGAAGGAAGUUGUCCAAGCAAACACCAUAGAUGAACGCACUAACUUUCUCGUGGAGGAAUACUCCACCUCCGGGCGUCUGGACAACAUCACACAGGUCAUGAGUUUGCACACUCAGUACCUGGAGUCUUUCUUGAGGAGCCAGUUUUACAUGCUGCGCAUGGAUGGUCCCCUUCCUCUACCGUACAGGCACUACAUCGCGAUAAUGGCUGCAGCUAGACAUCAGUGUUCUUACCUAAUAAACAUGCAUGUGGAUGAAUUUUUAAAGACUGGCGGUAUUGCUGAGUGGCUGAAUGGUUUGGAAUAUGUACCACAAAGACUGAGAAAUCUUAAUGAAAUAAAUAAGCUGCUAGCGCACCGACCCUGGCUGAUCACAAAAGAGCACAUUCAGAAACUUGUCAAAACUGGAGAAAACAAUUGGUCUCUGCCUGAACUUGUGCAUGCCGUGGUCCUACUGGCACAUUAUCAUGCCCUGGCAAGCUUUGUUUUUGGUAGUGGAAUCAAUCCAGAGAGAGAUCCAGAAAUCUCCAAUGGAUUCAGGCUAAUAUCAGUCAACAAUUUCUGUGUUUGUGAUCUCGCCAAUGACAACAACAUAGAGAAUGCCUCCCUUACAGGAGGCAACUUUGGGAUUGUGGACUCUCUGAGUGAGCUAGAGGCCUUAAUGGAAAGGAUGAAAAGGCUUCAAGAAGACAGGGAAGAUGAUGAGGCAUCUCAGGAAGAAAUGACCACUCGUUUUGAGAAAGAGAAGACAGACAGUCUUUUCGUCGUCUCUGGAGAUACGUUUCACUCAUGUCCUCAUUCAGAUUUUGAGGAUGACAUGAUCAUAACAGCUGAUGUUUCCCGAUACAUUGAAGACCCUGGUUUUGGGUAUGAAGACUUUGCCAGACGAGGAGAAGAGCAUUUGCCAACAUUCCGAGCUCAGGACUAUACCUGGGAAAAUCAUGGGUUCUCCCUGGUGAACAGACUUUAUUCUGACAUUGGACAUCUUCUUGAUGAAAAGUUUCGGAUGGUCUACAAUCUCACCUAUAACACUAUGGCUACCCAUGAGGAUGUUGACACAACCAUGCUGCGUAGAGCUUUAUUUAACUAUGUUCACUGUAUGUUUGGAAUCAGGUAUGAUGAUUAUGACUACGGAGAAGUUAAUCAAUUACUUGAACGAAGCCUGAAGGUUUACAUUAAGACAGUGACCUGCUAUCCCGAGAGAACAACGAAGCGCAUGUAUGAUAGUUACUGGCGUCAGUUCAAACACUCAGAAAAGGUUCACGUAAAUCUACUUUUAAUGGAAGCACGGAUGCAAGCAGAACUUCUUUAUGCUCUUCGUGCCAUAACUCGACAUUUGACCUGAAGCAUCACCCAGGGAAAAUGCCAUAGAUGUAUAAAGACCUUUCCACACAAAAUAUACAUCAGACGCUGUUUGUGAUGGUAGCAUCAAAAAUUAUUCAAUUCUCUAGUGUCAAAGUUUAGCCGUUUUUUGCGGCUGUAAUGUGCAAUGAUGUGUUUUAUUUUUCUUGAUGCUUAACAUUACUAACAAUUGCAAAAAUAAUACUGAGGAGCACUACUUUGCAUUGUGUAUAGUUGGAUUUUUGGAUACUGAUCAUAAACCAUGAACCUGGUUUGUUAAUGCUUAAACUUCAGCGCUUCU
This is a messenger RNA of Choloepus didactylus (southern two-toed sloth), 2065 nucleotides long. It is a transcript of the gene SESN3, whose product is annotated as sestrin 3. The transcript has 10 exons. Gene Ontology annotation, biological process: regulation of response to reactive oxygen species; negative regulation of TORC1 signaling; cellular response to leucine starvation. Bases 290 to 1768 code for a protein of 492 amino acids. Gene Ontology annotation, molecular function: oxidoreductase activity, acting on peroxide as acceptor; L-leucine binding. Gene Ontology annotation, cellular component: nucleus. NCBI's taxonomy places the organism in Eukaryota, Metazoa, Chordata, Mammalia, Pilosa, Megalonychidae. The record is from RefSeq and is a predicted model, not a curated record.